AUGCCCUCAUCCGUCGCCACCCACGCAUCCCUCCUCCUCAAAGCCGCAGCCGCCAAGCCCUUCUUCUCCCCCCGCGCGGCGGCCCGGAUCCCCGCCCCCGCCCCGGCCCCUUCUCCUCACCCUCCUCCUCCGCCCGCCGGCCGCCGCCUGCCGACCACGGCGGCCGCUCUCGCCGCCGCAGCCCGCCGGUUCCGGUGGCCGUCGGCGGCGCGGGGGCUGUGCGCCGCGCCGCAUUCCGGCGGCGAGGGGAUGGGAUCUGAUGCGGGGGUCGGGUCCAGGAAGAGGCGGGUGCCGGCGGUGAACGGACUCGCCAAAGACGUGCCGGUGGUGAACGGGAUGACCAAGGAGGAGCCCGCCACCGCGCCGCCCAGGCUGCUCACGCUGCCCACCGUGCUCACCAUUGGCCGCGUCGCUGCCGUGCCUCUCCUGAUCAGCACUUUCUACAUGGAGGGUCCAUGGGCAGCUACGGCCACAACAGGCAUCUUCCUUGCUGCUGCAGUUACUGAUUGGCUAGAUGGUUAUAUUGCUAGAAAGAUGCAGCUAGGAACACCUUUUGGUGCAUUUCUUGAUCCUGUGGCUGACAAGCUUAUGGUAGCCGCAACAUUAGUUUUGUUAUGCACCAAACCUUUGGAAACAUCACUGCUCAAUGAUGGGCCAUGGCUUCUAACAGUCCCUUCCAUUGCUAUCAUUGGGAGAGAGAUUACAAUGUCAGCCGUGAGAGAGUGGGCUGCAUCGCAGAAUAGCAAAGUUCUUGAGGCUGUUGCAGUUAACAACUUAGGGAAGUGGAAGACAGCGACACAGAUGACAGCAUUGACUCUGCUUCUCGCCAGCAGAGACCCAAGUCUACCUGUGCAAGGUGCUCUAGUUGCCCCCGGUGUUGCUCUACUUUACGUUUCCGCUGGACUCGCCAUAUGGUCCCUAGUGGUGUACAUGAGAAAGAUAUGGCGGAUACUUCUAAAAUAG
This is a messenger RNA of Miscanthus lutarioriparius, 963 nucleotides long. The record is from the annotation of a GenBank genome assembly. Lineage: Eukaryota; Viridiplantae; Streptophyta; Magnoliopsida; Poales; Poaceae.